Messenger RNA from Penicillium mononematosum, 282 nucleotides. RefSeq lists its product as uncharacterized. The transcript has a single exon. The coding region runs from base 1 to 282 and encodes 93 amino acids. The record is from RefSeq and is a predicted model, not a curated record. NCBI's taxonomy places the organism in Eukaryota, Fungi, Ascomycota, Eurotiomycetes, Eurotiales, Aspergillaceae.
AUGGCUGAUGUUCCAGGGAUUCCUCGUCUUGAAUUGAAGUCCGAAGCCACUGACAAUGCCAAAUCUGGCAGCCUCACUAAUAGGAAGCGUUUCGACGGGCCCAGUCUUCUCAGUCAACGAAAGCUCAUUUGCCUGUUCAAGAGCUUGGACACCAAGCUGCAAGAGGCUUUCUUUAGAAUUUCCUUGGCCGGAUUAAAUGACAUCCGCAAAGAGUUCUCGGCAAACUUCGUGAUGGACUUGGCCCUUUGGGUCUGUUGGCACCGAUUGUUUGACCAUAGUUGA